AUGGCUUUGUGCCAACAGUGGGCCGUUGGGGAAGUGAAUGGCCAAGUUGACUCGAGACAGCAGAAACAUGGUGCCAGCCACAAGGGCAGGCACGAGGGCCCUGGAUCAGGGGUGUGCCGUUACCCUUGCCGGUUUUAUAAGGACUAUAUUGCAAGUGGAGAAACUGUUUUGGAGAGAUUCUAUCAUAAAUAUCAACCAUUGAUAACACGUGAACAUCAUACUUGUGUGGGUCUAGGAUUUGAAUUACUAUACCGUUUAAAAUGUUUGAAUAAAAGAUUUCCUGGCAUAGCAAGUGGUUUCUAUUUAGUGUCUUGUGAAGAGACGAUCGAUAAUGUUGCUAAUUAUGUUGGAGGACCACCUGCUGCAGAUAGUGGUGAAAAAGAACAUGUAUUAGUGUGCCUGAAAAUUAAAAUUGGCGGACGACAAGGAGUUAUGCUACUUGAUCCUGGAUAUCAUGUAGCUCGAGUAAUUACUAUAAUGGAGGAUAAAUUAUAUCCACAUACAGGCUGGUUUAUUCAAUCUGAUGAACCAGAUUGUAAAAAAGAAUAUAAUUACUUUUUAUGCAGUAACGAUCCUGAUUAUAUUGAAUGGCAUGAAAGAAAAACACGAUCUGAUACUUUAGAAAGAACACAAGUUGCUCUUAUAUAUGUGGCAAGGCCUUAUUUAACUGCCAUUGAUGUUACGGAACGCAGAAAUUUAGUUUAUAACUUCAGAAGUCUUCUUGCAAGAGAUACUAAAGGUCAUGUUACAGCUGGUUUAUAUUUUCCUGUUGUGCUGGAUAUAAACAAUGCACAAAGUUUUACAAUUUUUUAUCAAACUAAUAGUGGCAAAAGACGAAUCAAAAUGGCAUUUAAUAAAUUCUGCAGUUCACCAAAAAUAAAUCCUGAUACUGAAGAAAAAGAAAUUAUCGCCGAAUGUGCCCGGCAGUUAGGUCUUUUACAAGAUUCCUUAGAAGAUCUGCUAUCUGCUCUUGCUACAGUUAUGAGCGAUUCAGCCUUUGUGGCUCAAUUACUGGCUAUUAAUGCAAGAAUCAACAGUUUGGCAGAGGACAAUUAACACAAGUCAAUCUGCCCUGUGCGGUGCAGACAAUAUAUAAUAUAUCAUUUCUUUUGUCAGCUUUUCUCUUAUGUUUUUUUUGUUUUAUUGGUAAUUAUGUUAAUAGUUUUAUUAUGUAUUACAGAUGUUAAUUUUAUUCUUGUUAUAAAAUAAGGUAUAUUUUUUUAAUGAAUUUUAAUAAAAUUAUAUUUUACAUAUUAUUGUUAAUAAUUCAAUGAAAACGUUAAUUAAUUGCAUUAUAUAAUUUUAAAAUUAUUUUUAGAAUUUAGUAAUAGCAUAUACAUUCAUAUAUCAUUCUUUAUUAUUAUUUACAUAAAUAUUUAAUUGUAGAUGAUUUUAAAAUCUUAGAAAAAUAAAUGUUUUCAUUGAAACAUUAUUAAGUAAAAUUAAUUUCUAUUUAAAAGAAAAUUAUGAAAAGAGGUACUAUGAAUGGCUUAUAUUUUUUUUGUUUUUAAUAUAAAGAAAUGAAUUAAGUUAUACUAAAUCUAUAAUUUUUAUUGAAAUAAAUAAUGACAAAAAUUA
This is a messenger RNA of Apis florea (little honeybee), 1578 nucleotides long. RefSeq lists its product as uncharacterized. The record is from RefSeq and is a predicted model, not a curated record. NCBI's taxonomy places the organism in Eukaryota, Metazoa, Arthropoda, Insecta, Hymenoptera, Apidae.